This is a messenger RNA of Haliotis rubra (blacklip abalone), 1582 nucleotides long. RefSeq names its product mucin-5AC-like. Lineage: Eukaryota; Metazoa; Mollusca; Gastropoda; Lepetellida; Haliotidae. The coding region runs from base 207 to 1544 and encodes 445 amino acids. The record is from RefSeq and is a predicted model, not a curated record. The transcript has 7 exons.
GCUGCGCAUAUAAGCCCUUAAGCAGGAAGUAAUGACGGUCCUUGCUUGGUUUUGAUGUAUGUCAGCUAUUCACUGUGGAGUUGGAUGUAGUUGAAUGAUCAGGAUGUCCAGUCGGAGUUCCUGAGAGUGAACAUCUCGACGAGUGUCUCUAGACCUAACAACCCCAGGAUGCGGACAAAGCGACCAGGAUCCCUUUUUCUGCUGCCAUGGAUUUUACUUCAAGUUCCAUGUACAGUUGUCUGUGGCCUGAGACACAAGACUGCCUGUUACAACUUCCCGUUGAUGGUCGACCCCCGUGUGCCGCCACAGAGAUGCUUCUCCCCACCAUGUUUACACUCGGGGUGUCCUCUGACGUCACAUGUCACAGGGAAAUAACUGGAAUUAGUUUAAGAGGGAAGGGAGUAGACGAAAUCAGACGUUGUUGUCAACAGCGUGAGAAUGAUACCGUGACUGAGUACUGCCUUCCUGCCAUGAAGAACCAACUGAGAGAUCACUACUACCUGGACUUUGUGGACAUCUGCACGGCCUCUACAAGAUGUCAGCUGUCUUCACCUGGUGGUUUUGUUCAACAUACUGAUGGUGAAGACUACGUAGCGUUCACCUUCCACUGUGUAAAAAAGGACACUGUGCUGCACAUCCAGCACGACUCUACACACACAGGACAGGAGGUGUACCUGUACAACGACCAGCAUGACGGGAUGGGUACAGCCAACUGUAUAGCAUACUCUCAUGAGUGUGACUCUCAUGUCAUUAUACAACUUGCUGCAACACGAGUUGUGUCCCCUGUCUGUCGUGUGACCUUCACUGAUGGAGACGUGUCUGUCCAGGUGGACUGUAAGAAUCCACCUGCAUCCAGCAACUGUUCCAGUACAAUGUUUGAGAGCAAGUCCAACUAUGUUAACAUGUCGAUAUUCAUGACAGUCGACCCUGGACGUCAAGAAAAGGAAUUUCUGUGGAUCCGAGCGAAAGCGGAUACAGGUAAGAAUGUCACCGUCGUCUGUGGAGCCAACAUCCCUUCAGAUGUGUCACUGAACUGCCCUACUACUACUACUACUACUACUACUACUACUGCUCCUACUACCACUACUAUUACUGUUACUUCUACUUCAACUUCUACAACUACUACAAACACCGUGUCUGCUAGUAUUUCUACCAACAACAAGAUCCCGGGAACAUCAGCUGGUUCACCUCAAAACCUUCAGCCUUCUGAAACGACAUCAGCAGAGACAAUGGCUUCGCAUUUUGACAAUCCAAACUCUCCUCCUGGGCAACCAAAUAGAUUCCCCAAGCCAACAUCUUUAACAUGUGGUGAGUCAUCAAGCACCUUACCCGUAACACUUGGCGUAUCCGCAGCUGUUCUGUUCGUUGGCUUUGUUUUGGGUUGGAUAAUGUCCAGAUGUUUCUACCAACGGAAGACAAGGAAGAAUGGUGCAGAUGUUUACACCACAACCUCAACAAUGAAGGAAGAACACACGUACAGUACAGUACAACCUGCCAGCACGGCGACAUAUGCUAACACCUCUUAUGAAUAUUAUAAUCAAUAACAAAAUAGCGUAUAGUAAUAAAGAUGUAUAUUCCCGUU